Molecule: messenger RNA, 213 nt
Organism: Gongylonema pulchrum
Lineage: Eukaryota; Metazoa; Nematoda; Chromadorea; Rhabditida; Gongylonematidae
Source: the annotation of a GenBank genome assembly
AUGACAUCGGCUAGAGCAAGCGAAAGCACCGAAUAUCCGGACACAGCCAAAACAGAACUGCCAGUGGUAGACGCUCACUACUUCCCCAGUAAUUCUGCUUCUCAGAAACUGAAUACGAAGGGUAUGUGGGUGUGGUUGGCCAUGAUCAUGAAGCUCCGGGAACACUGCAAAGGACAAAAAAGCAUUGGCACGAAAGCAGCAAACGGCAAUUGA